AUGAUGCAAGCUCAUUUGGCCGCUCAAGAUGAUGAUAUGUGGUAUGUCAUCAUAGACAGUCCAAUGAAGAUUUUGAAGGUCAGCACAACCACAACUACAACCGAGGAUGCUCUUGAGAUGUGGGAGAAGCCUAGAUAUGAGUGGAUUGCUAAAGAAAAUAGGAAGACCAACCUUGACAAUGUGGCCAAAGAUGUUCUCUACAAGACGUUGGACAAGAACAUGUUUAGCAAGAUCAAGUCAUGCUCUACUGCCAAAGAAAUUUGGGAGAAGUUGACCCAACUCUAUGUAGGGAACGAUCAAACCAAAGAAAACAAACUAAUGGUUACCACACAGAAGUUUGAUGGCAUCAAGAUGCGUCCUAGAAAGACAAUGACUGAAUUCGAUGAACGAUUCAGCAGCAUAGUCAUUGAGCUCUCGACUCUGGGAAGAUUUACAACAAUAGAAAGGUUGCUAUCAAAGUAA
Impatiens glandulifera is the source of this 462-nucleotide messenger RNA. RefSeq lists its product as uncharacterized. The coding region runs from base 1 to 462 and encodes 153 amino acids. The transcript has a single exon. The record is from RefSeq and is a predicted model, not a curated record. Lineage: Eukaryota; Viridiplantae; Streptophyta; Magnoliopsida; Ericales; Balsaminaceae.